AUGAUGUGGGAGUUUCGCUCUAUGAUGUUUUGGCGGGCCGUGUUUGCCGAGUUUUUUGGCACCAUGUUUUUCGUCUUCUUCGGGAUGGGAGCGGCGCUACGCUGGACUUCCGGGCCGUACCAGGUCUUCCACACCGCCCUCUGCUUUGGCUUUGCAGCUGCCACAUUGAUCCAAUCCAUCGGUCACAUCAGCGGAGGACACAUCAACCCGGCCGUCACCUUCGCCUACUUGGUCGGCUCUCAGAUGUCUUUCUUCCGUGCGAUCUUCUACAUCUGCGCUCAGUGUCUGGGGGCCCUGGCAGGUGCCGCGGCCCUUUAUGGAGUCACACCUAACAGCAUCAGAGGAACAUUCGCACCUAAUACAUUGCAACCAGGCAUGAGUUUGGGCAUGGCGACCACAGUGGAGGUGUUUCUCACCAUGCAGCUGGUGAUCUGCGUUUUUGCCGUCACAGAUGAGAGAAGAAAUGGACGUCUGGGAUCGGCUGCUCUAUCUAUUGGCUUUUCUAUCACCAUGGGCCACCUGAUGGGGAUGUAUUACACUGGAGCCGGUAUGAACCCAGCUCGGUCUUUUGCUCCGGCUGUUCUCAUGAGGAACUUCAAUAACCAUUGGGUGUACUGGGUGGGUCCCAUGAUCGGUGGUGCAAUGGGUGCCAUUUUUUAUGAUUUCAUUCUGUUCCCCCGUAUGAGGGGUUUCUCUGAGCGGAUAGCCGCACUUAAAGGCAGCCGAGCACCAGAGGCCGAAAACCAGCGGGAGAACCGUGGGGAGCCCAUUGAGCUGACGACUCAAUCCCUAUGAACCCGUUAAAACCUGUAAAUCGAAAUCUGGCUCUACCUCACUGGACCACAACCAACACUUUAUAACAUAAUAUAAGGCACAGCAUUGAACAUGGGGUGGGUGUGACACAGAUAUCGACUAAGCUACAGAUAUUUUUCGUGCUGAGGCAAUGGUCCAGGUGUCAAAAGCAGCUGGAUGUGGGUGGGGUUUGGGUUGUGGGAGGGGUUUAGAAACAUUGAUUUAGGUAUAGGAUUUUCACUUUUCAUCUGAUUACAAUUUUCAGUUUGUUUUCUACAAGAUGUGGACCAGGGCUUCAAAUGUUUUUCACAAGUUUUCAGAGAUUUAUUUAUUAGUGUGUGUGAGUUUGUGGUUAUGUAUGUACUGUAUGUAUAGCUUGUGCGUGAUGAUUGUAGGCUAUGUGUGAGCUUGUUUUUGUCGACUAAGCAUUUGUUUGAGGGGUUUUAUCAUUACGGUUCACCUGUGUUUGUAAAAUGCUUGUUCUUAUUUUUACAAGAAUAUAAGAAACACUGUAUGUUUGCAAUGCUAUUCAAUUUUCAACCCAUGGGCUUUUAAACACAACCAGUAUUUUACAAUAACUAUACUUCUGUUAAGUUUACAGUGUCUGUGAUGCCUCUUGUUUGAGGAUAACAUUCAUGACUGGGCAAAACAGGCAAUGAAUCAUAUGAAUGCAAAUAAAUACACUGAAAAUAAUGUAUCACGUGCACAUACAGUAUGAUCAUUGCAUU
Molecule: messenger RNA, 1520 nt
Organism: Misgurnus anguillicaudatus (oriental weatherfish)
Lineage: Eukaryota; Metazoa; Chordata; Actinopteri; Cypriniformes; Cobitidae
Gene: mipb
Product: major intrinsic protein of lens fiber b
Biological process (GO): transmembrane transport; water transport
Cellular component (GO): plasma membrane
Molecular function (GO): channel activity; water transmembrane transporter activity
Source: RefSeq, a predicted model, not a curated record